AAUCCUCUUAGAAUUUUAUGUAAUCUUUCUCUUUCCCUCUCCCUCUCUCAUCACAUAAACAUAAAUUUGCAUGGCUCAUCAACCCAAUGAAUGUUCAUCAAACAACAACAACAAUGAGGUGCUCACAGAUUCCGAAUCAUCAGUAGUAGACCUCGAAAAAGGCGAUAUUGAUAGAACAAAUGAUGUGUUCUUGACAUGGGAGGAGGUCGGCGUUACAGUUUCAAGCAGAGAACAUGGUCGCCGGCGGAUUCUUGAAGAUAUUACCGGCUAUGCUCAGCCUGGAGAAAUCUUGGCAAUCAUGGGUCCUUCCGGUUCCGGCAAAACUACUCUUCUCGACGCUUUGGCCGGGAGAUUAGAUUCAAGUGCUAAACAGACUGGGCAAGUUCUAAUCAACGGUCGUAAACAACCUUUGGCAUAUGGGACAUCGGCUUAUGUAGGUCAAGAAGAUGUAAUAACAUGGACACUAACUGUACGAGAAGCAGUCUACUACUCAGCUCAACUCCAACUCCCGAACACAAUGUCAUCAUCAGACAAAAAAAACAGAGCCGAAACGACGAUAAAAGAGAUGGGAUUACAAGACUCAAUGGACGUAAGAAUCGGAGGAUUCGGUAUGAAAAGCCUCAGCGGCGGACAAAAGAGACGAGUCACCAUUUGUACAGAAAUUUUAACCAGGCCGAAGCUGAUUUUUCUUGAUGAGCCGACCAGUGGACUUGAUAGUGCAGCUUCAUAUUAUGUCAUGAAAAAAAUGGCGGAUCUUGCUAGAGAACAUCGUAUGACUACUGUUGUGUCCAUUCAUCAACCUAGCGAUGAUGUUUUUCGGCUCUUUGAUAAUUUGUGCCUUCUGUCUUGCGGACGAACCAUAUAUUUCGGGCCUUGUGAUGGUGCAAAUAAGUUCUUCGAAACGAAUGGCUUCCCGAGCCCGAAUCAACAAAAUGUAUGCGAUCAUUAUUUAAGAAUGAUUAAUACAGAUUUUGAUGAGGACAUGGAACGAAGUUUUGGUGCAAAGCAAAAUAGAGAGGAAGUGAUCAACAUGCUAGUAACAUCUUAUAAAUCAUCUCUUACUUGCAAGACAAUCGGUAACAGAGUUUCAGAAAUAUGCAGAGAGGAGAGAGCAGAAUUGAAGAAAGGGUGCCAAGCUAAGUUGGUGACCCAAUGCAUAGUUUUAACAAGAAGAUCGUUCGUAAACAUGUAUCGUGAUGUAGGCUAUUACUGGCUUCGAUUGGCUAUUUAUGUCAUGUUGGGCGUAGGAUUAGGGUCUGUUUUCUUCAAUAUUGGCUCUGGUUACAGUUCAAUACAAGCAAGAGGCUCACUGCUUAUGUUCAUAGCUUCUUUGUUGACACUUAUGGCAAUAGGAGGUUUCCCAUCAUUUGUGGAGGACAUGAAGGUGUUUCAAAGAGAAAGAUUGAAUGGACAUUACCAACCAUCAGCUUUUGUUAUUAGCAACACAUUUUCCUCAACACCAUAUUUACUUCUAAUAUCAAUCAUACCAGGAGCAAUUACUUACUAUCUAGUUGGUCUCCAACAACAAACUUCACAUUUUAUUUACUUCACAUUAACACUCUUCGCUUGUAUGAUGCUCGUCGAGACCUUAAUGCUAAUCGUUGCGAGCAUCGUUCCGAAUUUCCUUAUGGGUCUAAUAACCGGAGCCGGAAUUCAAGGCCUAAUGAUGCUUAGCGGCGGGUUUUUUCGGUUACCUAAUGAUCUUCCUUCAAUCUUUUGGAAAUACCCUCUUUAUUACAUUGCCUUUCACAAGUAUGCAUAUCAAGGAUUGUAUAAGAAUGAGUUUGAAGGACUAAUUUUUCCAAGUGGUAAUUUUGGAGGACCUGAUUUUAUAAAUGGAGAAGAAAUUUUGAAGAAUAUAUGGCAAGUUGAAAUGGGUUAUUCAAAGUGGGUUGAUCUUGCUAUAUUGUUUGGUAUGGUGAUUGUGUAUAGAGUUGUGUUGUUAAGUGUACUUGUGAUUAGAGAAAAGAUUAAGCCUAUUGUUAGGGAAACUAAAUUUGUUUGUUUGAGACCUACAAAAGGAAUUAAUUCUAGCUAAUUUAAGUGUGCUAUUUAAGUCUUUGGAUGA
Molecule: messenger RNA, 2068 nt
Organism: Mercurialis annua (annual mercury)
Lineage: Eukaryota; Viridiplantae; Streptophyta; Magnoliopsida; Malpighiales; Euphorbiaceae
Product: ABC transporter G family member 1-like
Exons: 8
Coding region: 71-2038 (655 amino acids)
Cellular component (GO): membrane
Molecular function (GO): ATP binding; ABC-type transporter activity; ATP hydrolysis activity
Source: RefSeq, a predicted model, not a curated record